Talaromyces stipitatus ATCC 10500 is the source of this 945-nucleotide messenger RNA. RefSeq names its product ketoreductase, putative. The record is from RefSeq and is a predicted model, not a curated record. Bases 1 to 888 code for a protein of 295 amino acids. NCBI's taxonomy places the organism in Eukaryota, Fungi, Ascomycota, Eurotiomycetes, Eurotiales, Trichocomaceae. Gene Ontology annotation, molecular function: oxidoreductase activity, acting on NAD(P)H as acceptor. The transcript is spliced from 3 exons.
AUGGCAAGCCCAGCAAGCAUACCAAAUGUCCAAGUUGGCGGAAACCCCUCGGUACCAGUGCUAGCCUACGGAACUGGCACAGCAUGGUUUAAAGGUACCGGCAAGUCCGAAAUCAACCGCGAACUCGUGGAAUCCAUCAAAACCGCUAUCAAACUGGGCUACUAUCACCUCGACGGAGCCGAGGUAUAUGGAACCGAACCCGAGCUUGGUGUUGCCAUCAAGGAGAGCGGCGUCGCAAGAGAAAAGCUAUUUGUGGUGACCAAGGUUUACCCAAAUAUUGCCGAUAUCCCUAAUGCCAUUGAGCAGAGCUUGAAGAAAUUGCAAUUGGGUUAUGUGGAUCUAUAUCUGAUCCAUUGUCCAUUCUUUGCCAAAUCCGACAAGGAGCUUCAAGACGCAUGGGCAGCAAUGGAGAAAGUGAAGGAGUCGGGUAAAGCAAAAGAAAUUGGCGUCUCCAACUACACGAAAGUGCAUCUAGAAGCCACAUUCAAGACAGCAAAGAUCCCUCCCGCUAUUAAUCAGAUAGAAUUCCAUCCAUACCUCCAGCAUGGCGAUCUGCUUGACUACCACAAGGAGAAAGGCAUUGUCACCUCUGCUUACGGACCCCUCACUCCCAUCACACGAGCUGCAGGCGGCCCCUUGGAAACGGUGUUAACUGGGUUGGCUAAGAAGUAUGCAGUUACUCCUGGAGACGUCGCGAUUCGCUGGGCCAUUGAGCGCGGUGCCAUAGCUAUCACGACAAGUAGCAAGGAGUCUCGCCUCACUGAGUAUCUACGUACCGUCAAGUUCGACCUCACCCCGCAGGAGGUGAAGCAGAUUUCGGAGCUGGGUAACCAGAAACAUUACAGGAGUUUCUGGAAAGACAAGUUUGCAGCAGAUGACCGCACAUAAGCGGAACGAUAUUUGAUAUAUAUAUAUAUAUAGAAAAUGAAUGGUAAUAAUGCAUGC